This is a messenger RNA of Dermochelys coriacea (leatherback sea turtle), 2900 nucleotides long. RefSeq names its product interferon alpha and beta receptor subunit 1 (gene IFNAR1). Gene Ontology annotation, molecular function: protein binding. Bases 212 to 1894 code for a protein of 560 amino acids. NCBI's taxonomy places the organism in Eukaryota, Metazoa, Chordata, Testudines, Dermochelyidae. The record is from RefSeq and is a predicted model, not a curated record. The transcript has 11 exons.
CGCCGGCUCUCGCGCUAGCUCUGCCCGGGUUUCGGGGAAGAGUCGCUGGUUCGCCGAAGGUGGCUGCGUCGCGCGAGAGCGGGGCGUGGCUCGAGGCCGCGGCUGGGGCCCCGGGCGGUUUCCGCUGAUAUCCGUUAUCCCGCGAGCUGGCCGGGGGUGGGGCUGGCGCUGAGGCGCGCAGCCGGCGGGUCGCUAGAGCCCCCGCGGGAGGAUGGCGCCGCCGGAGCUGCUGCUGCUGCUGCUCCCGCUGGCGGCGGCGGCGGCUCCCCUCGGCGCAGGCCAAAUGAAUCUGACAAGCCCUCAGAAUGUUCAAGUCGAUGUUGUAAACACAAAUUUCACUCUAAGAUGGAGCUGGGAUAGUGAGAAUGACUUCAAUGUGACAUUUUCAGCUCAAUACCAACGAAGAUUUGAGGAUUAUGAGGAGGAGGAGGUGGAAGAAGAAACAGAUUGGAAAGAGAUAUCUGGCUGUCAGAAUGUCACUGUCACAGAAUGUGACUUCUCCUCAGCAAUGACAGCUUAUUUAGAUUUCUAUAAUGUGCGUAUAAGAGCUGAAAAAGGGGAAGAAAAAUCUCCGUGGUCUACUACUUUAUCAUUUAGUCCAUAUUCAAUAGCUAAAAUUGGUCCUCCAGGAGUGCAGUUAGAAUCCAUAGAUGGAGUGGUGAAAAUCAACAUUUCCCCUCCAGAAGAAAAUCAGAACAGAAAAAUGUGGACAAACGAUAUAAGUUUUACCUACAAUGCAGUGUUCUGGGAAAACUCAUCAAAUGCAGAGCCAAAAAGCAAAACUAUUCAUCGCAGAGAAACAAUUUAUGAUCUCGUGCCAGAGGCUACUUACUGUCUGAAGGUUCAAGCACGCAUAACUUCUGAAAGAAAAGUAGGUUCCUUCAGUCCAGUGUACUGCAUUAAAACUACAGAUCAAGCAUGGAAUGUGCUACCUUAUCCAGUGAAUGUGGAAGUUCAUGCUUUGAACAUGAAGUUUCUUCUAUCCUGGGAUAAUCAAUAUGAUCAAAAUGUGAGCUUUACGGUACAAUACCUCAGUGGAUAUUUAAAGAGUCUCCCUGAAGACUAUUCAAAUAAAUGGAACACUAUUUCUGGAUGCGAAAACAUCACUACUACACAGUGUGACUUCUCAUCUGACAUAGAAACUAGUGGAACUUACUUUCUCCGUGUACAGGCUAUGAAUGGAUAUAAUAAAUCACGUUGGUCUAAUGAAAUAAAAGUGGAUCCUUGUGUAGUAAAUGAAAUUGGCCCUCCAAACAUAACAGUAAGCUCUAGUGAGGAUUCGCUUCGUAUCCAGCUCACUCCUCCAGGAGAGUCUGAAAAUAAGUCCAUGAGUGAAUUUUAUGACUUAUCUUACCGCGUUCUGUACUGGAAAAAUUCUUCAGAUACUGAGGAGAAAAUCAAAGAAGAAGAACAGUUAUUAUUCACAAUCUCUAACUUGACACCCUUGGUUUUGUACUGUUUGAAAGUGCAAGCAUUUUCACCAGCAUAUAAAAAAGAUGGUCAUUUUAGUGAUGUGGCAUGUAUUAAAACACUUAAUGAUAAAACUUCACCUUGGACUAUUUUGAAAACCUUUGUAAUCGCCAUGAUUGUCUUCUUCUUUUUUGUAUCAUUUUUGAUUUUUGGUAUAUAUUAUAUAUUUAGACGGAUCAGAUAUGCGUUCUUUCCAUCAUGCAAACCUCCUUCAAACAUAGAGUGCCUUGGUGGACAACCUUUCAACAGUCCGUAUCUGUCAACUUCAGAGGAGCCAACAGAAAAUUGUUGUAUAAUUGAGAGUAUUGUUAUAGAGGAAACAAAUCAAACUGAUUUUAAAGACUACAAACCCUCUAAACAGAGCACUCGAGAUUCAGGAAAUUAUUCUAAUGAUGAUGAUACUUCUGGAACUAAAGUGUUAUAAGAAAUGCUAGAACAGGAAACAGCAUAACUAAACAUAACCUCAGACUUGAGACUGGCAGCCUAACUAGCAUUUUGCUGUUCUCAUUACAUAUGGAAGAGUCUUUGCCUGACAAAGGCAGGAUGAUGUCAAACUGUUGGUCCUAAAGCUUCCGGUUUUGCUUUUUAGUAGUGCAAAAUUACGUAAAUGUGAGGAACAAAUAUUACUACUGCUUCUCCAGGAAAAGGAUAUUCUUCUGACAUACCAGUUUGGUUGGUAUUUAGUACUAGUCUUUCUGUUUACCAUGUGGAUCCUGAUAACAUCAGCAAAAGUCCUGUGAUGUCUCCGCAGAAAAGACAAUCUUUGCCCAUCUAUGUUGCUGGUGGUAGAUGCCAACAUAUGUAGACAGCGGUCUCAAAAGAAAACUCUGCUAAGCUUCCUUAAGCCUGCUCUUGGAACUCCUGGUGCCACUUGUCCAUUGUAUGUGCUCGUGUCAAUUCUGUGAACUUUAAACUUAUUACUAUCAAUAUGCCCUCCUCCGAGACAAUUCAGCUAGACAAAUGUUUUAGAAGUAGACAUAAAACAUCCCUAAUUCAUCUAAUUGACUCUAUUACAACAAACACUUUUGGCUUUAGAUCAAAAACAUGCAGCUAACAUGCAGAGGUAGAGACAGAAAAGGGAUUUUUCUCAGGUAAAUAUUAGCUGGAGAAGUUAAAGGAAAAUAGUGGAUGCUUGUUGUAAGAAUAGUUUUGGGCAACUUUGUCUUGAUCGUUCUAGCCUAACAAGCACUACAUCCAGAAUAAAACAGUGAUCUUCCAGAUUAGAUGUGCAUAAAAGCAAAAUCUCAGCCCUGUAAGAACGGAACAAAUUCUAUUAUGCACUUUAAUGCCAAAGCAAGUUAGGGAGCUUAUACUUGUGUCUGUUUAGUAACCAGAUGCCCAUAAGUUGUAACAUUUUUACCCACAGCUGAGAUGUAGUUAAAUGUGAAAUUCUCUCCUACAUUUGAAAAUAACAAACAUUUUAUUUUCAA